GGCUCCAGCUCAGCGGCGGGGAUGGAGCUGGAGUGCUCCAGGCGCGGGAGCUCACGCUGCUGACUGCGCGAGCCGCGUCUGGUCUUUCCCUUCUCGCAGUCCGCAGCCCGCGCCGCCCGCCGCCCCAGGACCAUGGACGGCCGGGCCCUAGUCCUCCUGUGCUUCUUCGUGGCAGGACUCAGGGCGCAGAGUGAACCAACCUCACCUGUUUCUCUUCCGGCCAAAGCCACCUCCCUGGCUUCCCUCGGGACCAGCACUGCAUCAUCCAGCUCCGCUGUCCCCACAAUGCCCCCAACGAGCAGCACUCAGAACACCUUGGGACUCCUGGUGACCAUGGCAGCCACGCCAACACCGUUCUCCAAGAACACUUCCUCUGAGCCUGCGAAAGAGGCCAUUACCAGCCCAGCUUCCAGCCAAGAGAGCACCAACCCUGGCUCCUCACCCACUGGGCUCUCCUCAACAGCUGUUGGCAUCCCCUCUGCCCUCACACCUGAGGAACACAGCUUGGGUGGUCCUGAAGCCAGCAUGCCAACUACAGGGUGGCAGUCCCCCACACCCUUAUCCCCACAGGAUGUAGCCUCAUCCCUGUCAUCAUUGUCAACCCUGUCAACUCAACCACCUCCAGUUCCUUCUGCCUCUGUCCCCUCCAACCACAGCUCCCAGGUACCCAGCACCCAACCACCAGCAGCCCCCACGACACCAGUGUCCUCAACAGAGAAGCCCACCUCUGACCACACUGCUGCUCCCCAUACCACAGUGGAACCGGGGACCAAGGAGAACACAGCCCAGGACGCUCAGCCUGGCAAAGUCAUCUGUGCAUCUGAGACUACCACUCCAUUCCUGAUCAUGCAGGAAGUGGGGCACGCGCUGAGCUCAGGCAGCAUCGCCGCCAUCACGGUGACGGUCAUCGCAGUGGUUGUGCUGGUGUUCGGAGUCGCGGCAUAUCUGAAGAUCAGGCACUCCUCCUAUGGAAGGCUCUUGGAUGACCACGACUACGGGUCCUGGGGAAACUACAACAACCCUCUGUACGACGACUCCUAACAGAGGAAAGUGGCCGAGUGCGAGGAAGAACUGCUCUUUAUUUAUAAGUGCUUACCCAGUAGAAUUAAUAUCAAGUACCUGAUGUGCACUGAACGACAAUCUUAAGCCCAGUUUCCUUGGUAUGGUUGUUACCAUUUUCCUCUCUCUCCUCUGGCUGCCACAAUAUCCUCUUUUUGGUAGAAAGAACCCUGAUUUCCAGGUGAGAGGGUCCGAGUUGGCACUGAGGGGGGUCAGACCUCCUCGGCAGCAGCUCCAGCACCCAUCCCAUUCCCACUGUGACAAGGAGUGGUGAGAAGGCUUGGGGGUCUUGUUGGGGAUUAAUUUGUGAAAACUUUUUGGUCAUUUCUUAAGCUUCUGUAUAGAAAAUUACAUUAAGAUCCUCGGAGAACAAGGACGUAGGUCCUGGGAAGCUCUGCCCCUGCAGUGAGGAAGCGGGCUGGUUCAGAUUCCUUUGUAACAUAUUUUGUAUGUCUUGGGGGCCUGCUGGGCCCUAGCACCCAAAGCUGCCCCUUAGCUGCCUAAUUAAUGACAUGGAGGUGGUCCUUGAGGGGCAGCAGGCCAGGGCAGAGCCGCACGUGGGCAUCAGGUAUCCGCCUGGCUCUACCUGUUCUCCCUGCAGGGCCUCUCAGAUUCACAUGGGAUCUCAGCCCCCAAGCUUCCCUCCAGGGGAUGCACUUUGUGACCAGGAGGAGGGAGAGAUGCACAGGGGAAAAGGUGAGGCACCAGCAAGUCCCUUCUGGGGAGUGGAUCAGCUGCCUGGAGGAGCCCAGACAUCUUGCUUUACACCCACAGAGCAACUGAUGCGCCGCCUUACUGCCUGCCAGGAAAUGGUUGUGAACUGUUUUAAGAAAUAAAAAAGAGGCCCUAGUGAAUCUGCAUUUCCACAGGAAGCAGGCACCAUGCACAGUCCAUCUAUUCCCCACACCCUUACCUUACCAGUUCUCCCGCUUGAUAAGGAAACAUCCUUGGGACUGGUCACUAAAAUCUUGUUCACCCAAUAUUGAGAAAGUACUGUGCCUUUGAGGGCAUCCAUUUAUUUCAAUCAUUCUCAACCAAGAGGUGAUUUUUGCCACCCCACCCUGGGGACGUCGGAAAAUACCAGGUGGGAAUUUUUGAUGGCCAUGAGUGCCACAGGGGUGCCAGCGUGGACAGAGGCCUGGACUCCGCUACACAUCCUGCUGUGCCUGGGACAAUAUCUGGUACCAUGGCCCCACCCACAGCCUCCGACGUGCUAAGGCUGAGAACUCCUGUUCACUGCAGAGCCCACGACAGACAGAGAAAACACUCUCCACUCUCGGAUCAUUCACGUCUUAUUUUUACCAAAAUGAAAUUAUAUGUCAAGUUUCUUAGUUUGCUAUUUGAGGGCUUGUUUCCUGGCAUAUGUGAAUGCCCCUUUAGGCCUCUGUGUUUCUGAAGGACUUUAUUUCAAGACUCCACCUGUAUCCUGCUCUGUACUAGCAACUAGCAUCUCGCAUCUGGAUUGCACAGAGUAGAAAGCACAUUUUAAAAUGUGUCAUGUCCCACAGUGUCACAAAGAACAUGAAACUCAGUUUAGACAUCUCAGUGUAGCCCAUCCCAUGGCUGUUUUGGAAAUGACCCUAGAGUCAGAAACCAGGAGCAGCGCCCCUUCCCAUAACCUUUGUCUCACCCUGACAAUGAUUUUCCCUAAGCCCCUUGGGUCCAGGAGAGUUCUCCAGAGGUGCCCACAGCCAGAGAGGGCAAGGAAGAAAAAGUGGGAAGCAAUUAGGUGUCUCUGAAUUCAGCUCAGCGUGGACCAUCCCCAAAACAUGGCUGAGUAUGCCCAGGUGCGCCCUCGCUAUGCUGGGCUUGGAUAAUAUUCUUACCCCAUCCCACACUCCACAGGGCUUUCCACCUGCCAAAGGACAAGUCAAUAAACAGAGCCCUGCAUGAGGUUUUGUCCUCCUCUCUCAGCCCAAAACAUCUGGACGUUAUGUCCAGUGAAUGCCUUUGGGAAGGGACAUAUCAGGACACUGCCUUUGUCCUGUGCCCCUGGGACCAGGAUCAGUCUCUCCCAGGACCCCUUGCUUGUUAAGAGCCCUAGUGUGGCAAAUGCCUUUCCUCACCAAAGGUUGCCAUGGGGACAGCACAGAGCUAGUUUGUCUUUCUAAUUCACUUCUGAGGCUGGUGGCAAAGAGCAGGGUCUGUUUGGCCCCUACUGGGGUGCUCCGUAAGCUGACAGCCUCCGAUGAAAAUUCAGAUGCACCCAUGAUGUUGGUUAGUGUUAAAUACUUAUGGUGCGGCCUUAUUUUGCCAAGUGUAUUUUUUCCGCUUUGGAAUUGGCCAAUGAUUUUAGCAAGUGUAUUUUACAAAUGUUACUCAAAACAUACACGUGUGUGUGUGUGUAUGUGUGUGUGCAUGUGUACCCCUGAAAUAGAUGCCUGUAGCUGACAUCCUUCCCACCAAGGAGAGCCUGUCCCAUCCAGCUGAGAGAAGCUGCAGUGCUUCUGACAGCCACACUCACCCAGGCGGGGUGCUGCCACGGGAGGGAAGCAAGCAGCCUCCUCUCUGUCCAACACACAUGAGCACAGAGUGGGAGUCAGCUGCAUUUUCCUUUUCCAGGGCCCGGCAGAGGUCUCCUGCACAGCCCUGCCCACCUGUGUCUGAGGAGGACAAUGCUGUCACAUUGACUGUGUCCCCUCCUACCUCACAGAGGUGUCCUGAGAAUUCAUGAAAUCAUGUCUAUGGUGUUUCCAAUUCUGGACAGACAUAUUUAUAGACACUUGAAGUAUUGCAAUGGUAUAUAAGUGAUCUCAAUUUCUUGUUUGCUGUGAUACUUGGGUGUUAGUCUUUACUUAUUCUAUAAAACUCCAGUUGUGUCCUAGCUACAUCAGACAGCUUCACUUCCCAGUGAAGUGGACUGGGGGUAGGGUUCACUGUGCCUGGGGUCCCAGAGGAUGGUGUCCAUCUCCUGAUAAAGGACAUGCAAUGAGUUGAGACACAAGAGGCCAGGAUGACACAAAUAGCACUGGCCUUCACCACCUUGAGAUCCUGGGAUUCCUUGUGUGGUCUGAUGUCACUGGUUUGCCCAUCAUCUUGCUUGCAAGGAUGCACGGUUCCAUCCCUUGCGCCUGAGAAAUGAAUUUCGCAACCAGGCCAGAUGCUAAUUUGCACGUUCAUUCACCUUCUUUGCCUUUAACCUUUUGUAGGGCAAAUGAAUGUACCAUUUCAGCUUGGGUCGAAGAGGCACUCAGCGAUACUGGUAAUAGUGCUAAGCAAGAGCUUCUCGCCAGGUUUCUUUCUUAUGGGAAGUUAGCUGACAUCAUGGAAAGGGUAAAAAGACCGGCAACUUCUCUGAUACGUGAUGUCAUUGUGUCUCUCAUUGUUUUAAGACAUGUUGCAUACCAGCGAUAACUGUACCAAUUAAAGUUGAUAAAGGCUG
Molecule: messenger RNA, 4441 nt
Organism: Octodon degus (degu)
Lineage: Eukaryota; Metazoa; Chordata; Mammalia; Rodentia; Octodontidae
Gene: Parm1
Product: prostate androgen-regulated mucin-like protein 1
Exons: 4
Coding region: 133-1041 (302 amino acids)
Cellular component (GO): plasma membrane; early endosome; late endosome
Source: RefSeq, a predicted model, not a curated record